Messenger RNA from Rosa rugosa (rugosa rose), 3417 nucleotides. Its product is annotated as type I inositol polyphosphate 5-phosphatase 2. The transcript is spliced from 11 exons. The record is from RefSeq and is a predicted model, not a curated record. NCBI's taxonomy places the organism in Eukaryota, Viridiplantae, Streptophyta, Magnoliopsida, Rosales, Rosaceae. Gene Ontology annotation, molecular function: inositol-polyphosphate 5-phosphatase activity; phosphatidylinositol-3,4,5-trisphosphate 5-phosphatase activity; phosphatidylinositol-4,5-bisphosphate 5-phosphatase activity. Gene Ontology annotation, biological process: phosphatidylinositol dephosphorylation. The coding region runs from base 960 to 2927 and encodes 655 amino acids.
CUAUUACUUUAGUUUCUGAUCAAUCAGUGAAUAGUUGAAUACCCAUUUGACUUGCUUAACCAGGUUGCCCCAAGUUCCUUUGAAAUUUUAUGUGGUGGGGAUCACUGAAUCUUGUCACUGACGGUGUGAAUAGUCAUUUAAUUUGUUACUUGGUGCCUUGCUGUUCUUAUCAGUGUUCAAGUUUUUUGGUUGAUGAACCACCGGCCAAAAUUUCUAACUUGGGUCAAGACUUGUGGUCGGCAAUAGUCAAUUAUUGUUGGGUUUUGGCAUUUCAGGUGAGAGGUUGAGAAAGCAGCCAAUAGUUUGCUGAAAUGAGAGCAAAGCCAGUUGGAAUUAAGUGUUUCUGAGGUGUAUUUCCCAUUUGUUUAAUUAAACUUGUACUAAACUAUUCCAUCAGUUUCUACUCUGAAAGUGAGUAGCUUUUUGUUAACUGGGUAUACUUUUUUUUUACUAUUAAGUCUUUGUUCUUUAGUUUCCGGCUAAAUGGCUUAUCUUGGCAGUGGAACCAGUAGCUGUAGCAUAUCAGUUGGUCUUAUGACUUUUGGUUUGUUAUGAUGAAAGGGACAUCAUUGUCGAGGAAACUUUUUGGGGACUUGUGAAUUUUUCAAAUACUUCCAUGGUGUUGUUUUGUGAAUCAGAAAAAAAUAUUUGUUAUGUGAGUGGGAGGACCAUUGAGUAUUCUUCUUUGGCAAGUUGAAAUUAUGGGUGUUUGUUAAGUAUGUCCUCGCUUUCUGUCCUUUUUCUUCUGUGUCCUCGCUGUGGAUGAAUCUUCCCUGUGAGAAGUUUACUUGUGGGCUACCAUGUAAUGGUCUGAAAACUCUUAUUUAAAUCAUAAAAAAUAUCCAUCAACAGAGGUAAUUGGAUCCUGUUCUGAGAUACCUCCAUAUUUAAGAGCUUGUGCCUUUUGAGUGUAGUAUAUAAGUAAUCAAAAGUAAGUUCUUAAGCUGAGGCUGAGGGGGAUGAAUAGCAGAGGAGGAAAGCGCCCUGAGGCCUUCUGGCCUUCCAUUAUGAUGAAGAAAUGGUUGAAUAUAAAGCCUAAGGUCUAUGAUUUUAGUGCAGAUGAGGUUGACACCGAAACUGAAACUGAAAGCGAAGAAGAAGCUUGCUCUCCUAAAGUUGCAAGAACGCGUAUGCGCAGGGAUCAUGGCCUUAGGACAGAGGGGAACCAAUCCAGUUUCUCAACUCAACUUCCAGAUCCGCCUUCUUUUGGCUAUCAGUUAAGACAUAGGAGAGGAAAAUCAGAAACUACGCGUGCUCAGUACAUAAACACAAAGGAUGUGAGGGUGACAAUAGGCACUUGGAAUGUUGCUGGAAGAGUUCCAGAUGAAGACCUUGAUAUUGAUGAUUGGAUUUCUUCGGAAGAGCCAUCGGAUAUCUACAUUUUCGGUUUUCAAGAGGUUGUCCCUUUGAAUGCUGGGAAUGUAUUCGGAGCAGAGGAUAACAAACCGAUACCAAAGUGGGAGGCAAUCAUUCGCAGAACUCUGAACAAAUCAUUGGAACCUGAAAGCAAACAUAAAUGCUACAGUGCUCCACCUUCACCUGUACAAAGGACUUCUUCUGUUGCUGAUGUACUUGCAGAUGAGAUUAAUGAUCUUCCACUAGGGUUGCUCUGCCAGGAAUAUGUUGGAGCUGCUAAUGGUUGUGACUUGGAACAAGUUGAAUUGACUAAAGCACUAAGUAUCGGAAAGAACUUACAGUGGAAGAGAAUUUAUGGCAUUGAUUGUGAUAGUAGACUAGAUUGGCCUGAACGCUCAUUAGAUGCUACCCCUCAAGUUGUCUUCUCAAAUUCUAAAUUGCGGCGGGUCAUGAGUACUUCUGCAAGCAUUGGCUUUAAUUUGCCUAAUCCUUUAAUAUUCGGUCCUCAAAAUUUAUCACUAAAAGGUAGUGGAUUGAAAAGAUCACACCAUAGCUUUGGGAGUCUGGGAUCAAUAUUGAUGCAGCAGAAAGAGAUGCCCGACUUUCUUGACUCUCUCGCUGCUAUGUCCGACAGGUUUUCAGAAGAGGAAGAGGACACCUUCGAUGAAUUACCAACUGAACAACCUUAUAAUGAAGUAAUCAUAGCUGGUGUAAAGUUUCAUCCAACUGAACAACCUGAUAAUGAAGUAAUCAUAGAUGGUGUAAAGUUUCAUCCUACAUACGUGCGAAUUGUCAGCAAGCAAAUGGUAGGGAUAUAUAUAUCCAUCUGGGUGCGUAAGAAGUUGAGGAGACACAUUAAUAACUUGAAAGUAUCUCCUGUUGGAGUUGGUCUAAUGGGCUACAUGGGAAACAAGGGGUCAGUUUCUGUAAGCAUGUCCCUUUUUCAGUCACGAAUGUGCUUUGUGUGUUCUCAUCUGACCUCUGGUCAGAAGGAGGGGGCUGAACAGAGGCGAAACUCAGAUGUGUAUGAAAUUAUACGACGCACCUGUUUCUCAUCUGUCUUCGAUACAGAUCAACCACAGACAAUUCCAUCCCACGAUCAGAUCUUCUGGUUUGGGGAUUUGAAUUACCGCCUCAAUAUGUCAGACACCGAGGCAAGGAAGCUUGUUGCUCUGAAACAGUGGAAUGAACUUCUCAACAAUGAUCAGCUAAGCAAAGAACUCCGCAGUGGGCAUGUAUUCGAGGGUUGGAAAGAGGGGCUGAUACAUUUUCCACCUACCUACAAGUAUGAAAUCAACUCCGAUACAUAUGUUGGCGAGAAUCCAAAGGAAGGAGAGAAGAAGAGAUCACCAGCAUGGUGUGAUCGUAUACUGUGGCUAGGAACAGGCAUCAAACAGCUUUCUUAUAAGCGGGCAGAAAUGACGCUUUCAGAUCACCGACCGGUUAGUUCAAACUUCGUGGUUGAAGUUGAAGUGCUAGAUCAUCAGAAGCUACAAAGAGCUCUCAAUUACACUAGUGCAGCAAUACAUCCCGACAUUUUCUUGGAUGGAGAUGAGGAUUUAGAAUGUUAAGUAGCAGAGACGAGGAAUAUAAUGAUCUUCCUGCUGCAUCUACAUGCAUGUCCGUACAUAACGUGGAAUUAUUUUUCAAACAGGGAAUUGCAGACCAUUCGACAAUGUUGAAACGUUGGUUGGUAUCUUUUUUGACAGACGGAGUUCAAUCAUUCAAGAUGCUGCUUUCAAUUACUGUUUACUGCCAUAGGAAUGUGGAUAGCAAUAGCUAGCUAGGAUAACAACAAACUUUAGAUAUUAUACAAAUCAGGUUACUGUAUAGAUGGGAAAAAGAAAAAAAAAGAAAAAAGAGCAUCUUUUUUUUACUCGAACUGUUGUAUCUUUUGAUUCCCUUGUAUUUGUCGUAUGUAUUACGGUUUUUGGGUUGUGCCAGUGAGACUCUUUGUUACUUGGAAGCCUAAAAAGGGGGUCAUAUACAUAACAGUUGAAUAGCACAUUGAUGUGAUUAACAGAAUAUUAAAGUUCCAGAAUAUCAUCCACUUUGAAUGUG